AUGGUUCAGUGUUACUGUUGUAUUAGGUUUGGCCACUUUGCUAAACAUUGUUGGUCAAACAAAGAAGAUGCAAAAAUAGCUAGAGGAGAUUCUGAUGAUGAACCUGUGCUAUUAAUGGCUUAUGAAUCUGAUGAGGAACCUGUGAAGUUAGAAGAUGACAUUGAAGAUUCUGAAAAUGAGUCAGAAUCCGAGGUUUCGGAAGAAGAGUCAGAGUUAGAAGAUGACUCUGAAGCUGAAGAUAAGUCAGAAUUCGUAUGUGAUUCUGGGUCUAAAGAAGAAUCUGAAGAUGAGUUAGAAUCUCAAGGAGAUUCUUCUUCUGAAUGUGAGUCGGAACUUGAAAGUUCUGAAGAAGAGUUACAGUCAAAAGAUGAAGAAUCUUUUGGAGACUCUAAAGAUGAGUCAGGUGGUGAAUCUGAUUUUGAUCCAUAUUUUGAUGAUGAUCAAGAAUCUGGUGGUGGUCAUGCUUUUAGAGGACAAGCUUCCGAAGAUGAUCAAAUUUGUGAUGGUAAUCACGAAUCUGAAGGCAGACCUUAUGAAGGAGGAACUUCUAAAGGUAGUUCAGCCUCUAAUGGUGGUCAUGAUUCUAAAGGUGAAACUUUUGAAGGCAGAGCUUCUGAAGGCGAACCAACUUCUAAAGGUGGUGGUUUUGGAGAAGACCCAAAAGUUAACAAAGGUGGAACUUCUGGUGGUAGUCAAACUUCCGGAGAAAAUCCAGAAGGAGAUAUGGUUCCAGAAUCAGAAGGAAAUUCUGAACUAUUGGGUAUUGAAGAAGCACUCGAGAAAAAAUUCUGGGAUGGUGUUGGAAGUAGUUGUUGGAAGUAA
Molecule: messenger RNA, 822 nt
Organism: Vicia villosa (hairy vetch)
Lineage: Eukaryota; Viridiplantae; Streptophyta; Magnoliopsida; Fabales; Fabaceae
Product: oleosin-B4-like
Exons: 3
Coding region: 1-822 (273 amino acids)
Source: RefSeq, a predicted model, not a curated record